AUGUCGUCGACUGCUAAUGAGCAUCAUUUCAACAAAGAGCUGGAGGACGAGAUUCGGAGUGAUGAGCAACGCAUGGAGGACUACGGCGGUGAUGAUCCCGAAGAGCCUCCAGAAAAGACGCCUGUCAACUCGCCUGUCGUAAAGCCCGCGGGCCCGCCCAUGCCGUGGAUGAAGCCUCACGACCCAAACCGCGUCGAGUGGGACGGUCCGGAUGAUCCCGCAAAUCCGCAGAACUGGGGCAAGCCGUACAGGUGGGCGAUCACGCUCCUCUGCGGUCUGAUGACGGUCAAUGUCACGUUUGCCUCGUCUGCACCCGCUGAGUAUACGCUUGAAAUAGUGGAAGACUUAGGCGCUUCGACAGAACUUGGCUAUCUCAUCACAUCUAUCUUCUUGUGCGGCUACGUGGUUGGACCUAUAUUCUGGGGUCCCCUCAGCGAACUCCUUGGUCGGCGGCAAGUCUUCGUCUGGACGCUGUCGGUCUACACGCUCUUCCACAUUGGUCAAGCUCUCGCUCAGAACAUCGAAACCCUCAUCAUCACCCGCUUCUUCUGUGGUGUCUUCGCUUGUGCACCACUAUCUAACGCUGGUGGUCUGAUCGCCGACGUAUGGGAUCCCAUCACUCGUGGUCUUGCCAUGAGCUUGUUCUCGACGACUGUCUCGCUUGGCCCCGUCUUGGGCCCCAUCAUCGCAGGCUUCAUGGUACAGGCACACGUAUCGUGGCGCUGGAUAUUCUGGGUCAUGAUGAUGUUCGCCGGAACCUGCACAGUGCUCACCAUCAUAUUCUUGCCGGAAACCUACGCGCCCGUAUUGCACAAGUGGAAGGCUCAGCGUCUGCGUAAGGAAGACUCGGAAAAGAACAAGGAUCUCUAUGCCGAGAGUGAGCGCGGAGAUUGGAGUGCAAAGGGCCUUUUCGACCGCACGAUCAAGCGUCCCUUCGUCAUGUUGCUCGUGGAGCCUAUCCUUCUCCUCAUCACGCUGUACAUGUCAAUCGUCUACGGAGUUCUCUACGCACUGUUUGAGGCACUGCCGAUCAUCUACAUGGAAACCCGUGGCCUUACCGUCUCUCAAGGUGGCCUUACAUUCAUUGCUGUCGGUAUCGGUACGACCAUCGGCGCGAUGCUCAACAUUUACCUGUCGCGCAUGUAUCCGCGUCUUAUGAGGGAGUCUCGCGGUUUCCCACUCGCCGAGUACCGGUUGUACAGCGCUAUGGUGGGAGCUCCGGCAUUCGCUAUCGGGGCGUUCUGGCUCGCGUGGAGUGGUCACUACGCGAGCGUCCCGUGGUAUGUACCCGCGCUCAGUACCAUCUUUAUCGGUAUGAGCUUCAGCAUGAUCUUCAUUUCUUUCCUGAGCUAUGUCGUCGACACCUACUUGAUGUACGCAGCAUCCGCAUUGUCUGCCAACACGAUCAUUCGUUCCGCGGUUGCUGCUGGCUUCCCGUUAUUCACGGUCCAGAUGAUCCACGGUAUGGGUAUCAAUUGGGCGCUUUCGCUUGUCGCGUUCAUUGCGCUUGCAUGCACGCCUAUGCCCUUCCUGUUCUUCAAGUAUGGUCCACGUAUCCGCCAAGGCUCCAAGUUCGCGCCGUGCAUUGAUCUGAAGAUCAAGGCGGCUAUUGAGGCAGAGAAGGCCGCAGAGAAGGCCACUGGUGCCGAGAAGGUUUGA
Molecule: messenger RNA, 1659 nt
Organism: Peniophora sp. CBMAI 1063
Lineage: Eukaryota; Fungi; Basidiomycota; Agaricomycetes; Russulales; Peniophoraceae
Source: the annotation of a GenBank genome assembly